UUUACCCAUUAUUAAUGAAAAUAUUUAAUAAACUACUAAAUUAAUAUAAAUGAAUUAUUAGUGAACUAACAGAAGUAUUUAGAUUUUAUGGUUGUUAACAUAAACAAAUUAGAAGAAUUAAAAGUAAUGAUUUUUGAUGAUAUCCCCUAUGAUGAUUCAAAUCAGAAUGAAAUCUUAUAUGAGAACUCUUCUCAUGAAUUACUUCUAUAAUAAUUGAAAAAUCUAGCAACUGCAUAGGAAGCAAAAAUUUAUAGUACUUUUAAUUAAGAUUGGAAGGGUAUCAACAUAUUGUGAUAUUGUCUAGCUCAAUUGGAUCCUUAAGUAAGAUAAUGGAUGACCCAAGUGAGAUAACAAUAUUUUGAAACAUAAAAAAAGUCAUAGAAAGUUGUUUCUAACAUUUAACUCGAAACUUUCUCAAUUGAUAAUCAAACUGCUGAUUUACAACUAGACGACUAUUUCUAAUUGUGAAAUCUGUAAACACUGUAUUCUUUUGUGAUUCAAUAUCAAUUCAUGUAAUUCAAGUUCUUAAC
Messenger RNA from Paramecium octaurelia, 530 nucleotides. The record is from the annotation of a GenBank genome assembly. NCBI's taxonomy places the organism in Eukaryota, Ciliophora, Oligohymenophorea, Peniculida, Parameciidae.